GUACUUCGGAGGGUUUUGUGCUAUUUGUGAUCAGCUUUUAAGGCAUGCUUGAGUGUGAUACUCCAUGUGAGUUGGUUAGACAGUUCUUGACUAAUCUUGAGCGUAGACAAAGAAAUCUUGGGAAAAGAAAGAGUAAGCUAGAUGGUUAUCGCGAAAAACUACAGAAAGGUGAGGUCCUGAAAGAGGAACAAAAGAAGGCCGUGGAAAGCUAUGAUGGUGUGGUUCAGAACAUUUCGUUUGUGCAAGAGAUUGUGGCACAGACGAAAGAUCUCUUGUCGAAUAUGGAGUUAGUCGUUGAUAAGCAAAUGUCCCAACUGGAAGCUGAACAUGAGAAAUAUACACUUUCGUAUUUAAGUAUCCACAUGUGCUUGGAACGUUUCUUUGCUUCCUUGGAUAUUCCGGCAGUCCGUUCAGCCGUCACAAAAUCUUCGUCAGAAAACAGCCUUAAGUUGUUAGACGCUGUACGAGACAUAUUAACACCACCGGUAGUGGAUAAUUGGCCUGGACUUAGUUCUUCAGCUCUGUCCUCUGUUCCCAACUUUUUACAAGCACGGGAUGAUCUUAAGGCUGUUGCUGCAAGCACCUUCAAUUUGGUGAGUGGGAAUUCAGUACCUGUUCCACUGUCAAACGAUUUAGAGGACUUGCGGAAGAAGCACACAACCUACAAAGAUGUCCGCAAUAUGUGUUUCCGACUACUGUCCAACCCACUUGUCCAGCAAUCAAUGGGUCUUAUUAGUGAUAGUAGCACGACGAUUGUACCAGAACCAACACAAGUUGUUACAGAUUCGGAAAUCAACUCAUCUAUCGGCUUAUCAGGUCCUGCUGAAGUCACUACUGUUCCCUACAAUGAAUUCGCAACAAUCAGUGUGCACUCUUCUGUUACAACGUCAGACGAACCGGUGGAUCAAGUUAUCCGACCACUCAAUAGCACGUUUAACUUCAUUCAGGUAAGCAAUAAAUUAGUUUAUUCAUCAUGCUUACCUGUGAAUGAAGUUUACUAGCCUGGUGGUACCUUAUCUCUAGUUAUCGAUCCCAGGUAGUUGAUCAGAUAGUGUUGUAUAAUUCACUAAAUACUAUUCAGUUAAUCAGUUGUUUUUUAACAGCUAACAGUUUUAAAUAGUCUGGACCUAAAGUAGUUACAGAUAAGCAACAAAUUGAAUGACGAUAUUAAUUUGUUAAAGUUCUGCUGGUAUUAUCGUCAUUUUAUUUAAGCAACUGUAGGCUCAUUGUUUGACGUCCUCCCUAGACGUUGACCGUUAUCUACCUAGUAGUUGAUUAAAUUUCAAUACAUUUGGGUACCGCACUGCCCCAUGUUUCAAGAGUAAAAGGAAUCGAUGUUUAUAAUUCCUCUAUCUGAACGUAAAUGUUGACAAAAUUUUCAACUUGUCUUUAGAAUGUCUGGAACCUGGACAGUGUUCCAUUUCGGUUUAAGGUUGAGUUUGCUAAAUAUCAAAUUCCUAUUUGUGUAGCAAAGACAGAAGGCCCAUGUUAUAACUUUCCUAGUAUGCUUCUGUUUGUCUAGUCUUUUCUUGAAUGAGUUCAUUGAAGGUGCGGACACCACUGCUCUGAGUGUUAUGUUCCAAUACUGAUGACUCGGUGUGAGAACCUGUGUAUUACGGUUAUUUUGUUCCUUCUUGGUUUUUCUACUUGCCUGCUAUGUCCUCUGAGAUGCCUCGAUCUAGUGGAAAGAAAAAGAGGACAUAUCUCUAUAUAGAAAUCAGAACAGAGUACAAAGGUCUAGCUUUUCAAGCCACUCUUUGUAUGGUAGAUUUCUGAAAUUGCACGGGUAGCUGCCCUCAGUACUUCUUCCAGGAUAUCGGAGUCACCUUUCAAACACAGGUUUGCAGCCUGAACGCAUUUCUCAAGCUUAAUUCUCACUAACGUUGUGUGUACUGUAGUUAACAUGGUUGUAUCUGACUUGGUGAGAGUCCGUCUCAAAGACCAUAGGCUUCCGAACUCUUUAGCUGCGACCUCCCGGCAAUGGGUCGUGGUUUUAAGAUCAUGACUCACUGUCACCUCAAGAUCCUUGUGAGACCGGACCAUGGGUACAGGCACUUCUAUGCUGUGCUUUUGUAGCCCCAAAGUGCAUGUAGACGUAUCUGAUUGAGUCUUCAAUGUGCUGUAAUAAAGCUAGUGCGAUUGAGGUUUCUAAAAGUUUGCAAACAAAUGACGUCGAUGACCAUACUUCUAAGUUUACCCAGUUUUUAUACUGUGCAUUAAAGUCGCCUACUAUAAGGUUUUCACUCCUAUUUCAUUAGGACUUGAGUUUGCUUAGGAAAAAAUCAUCUACACAUACUGGGCUGCGGUAUAACACAUCUAAUUCAAUAUCUUGUCUACAUUUCGACCUGCAACACCAGUUCACAUGUCCCUGAAUCAUGUACCACUAUCUCAACAGCUCGUAUGGUCAAGGUACUUUUCGUGUACAAGACAACCUCAUUUCCCCUCCUGGAAAAAACAGUCAACUGGAUUUCAUUAUCAAAAACUUAUGUUGACCGUGUUUCUGAAACAAAGAUGACAUGAUUUUCUGUAUUUGUCAUUGUAUUGGGCUACGCCAUUUUAUUUAGUAGGCUGCAAGCAUUUAUAUAGCACACAUUCAAUUCUGUGGACAACAUUCCCUUACCACCCACAGUAGUUUGGUGAUCGUUUAGCUCCGAACUUUUACAGUCUAAAAAUCCUUGAGUAUGAGAUUUUCAGUUUCGGUGGUUUUCAUCUGUACUUCUGCUGAUCGUCUAAUACAGUCAACCGGGCUGAGAUCUUCACCGACGUAUAUUUCGUAUCCGGUCAGUUUGAAUGAGUUUCUCAGUACUAGGUUUCUUCAGCCGAAGCAAAGGUAACCUUUAGGAGGCUGCUUUUCUAAGUACUUUCAUAAUCCACAUUUUGUUCUAUUCUAUAAAACUUACAGCUGCUAACUCCUGAGAAUUUUUUUUGGGUAACUUGCUUAUAUGAAACUGGGAUCGUGCUCAAAUCAUGCCUGUUUCUUUUUUUUAGCGAGGUCCGUCUUAUCACGCUAUAAUAAUCUAAUUCCUGAAUUUUCUAAUUGAAUUCCGAUUCCAAAUGGCGUCUAACACAUAAGGUCACACUGUUCUCUUACAUUUCUUUUUCUGGGUGUGACUGUAAGCCAACCAUUUACCUUAUUUUGUCUAUUGAUCACAUCCUGUACACUUUGCCCCCCUCCAUAGCGUGAAUCCGGAACUGAAACCAUAGAUUCACAUACAUUAGUACUGUCUAUAAUUGGUUUCUUAGCGUGCUUUUUCCUUUUCCUUGUAACAAUGCUUUCAUCAGUAUGCUUGUUUUCUGCUUCCCUAGUGGGGUCCACCUCUAUGGUCUCAUUCAAAUCCAGAGCCGGGGUCAUGAUAACUCUCACCAUUUCCUCAAAAUUAAAAUUCUGCUCAUCUGCUGCCUGUUUAUCUGAGGGCAAUUUUCUAGCUAUGUUCAGCAGCUUAAGAAUCUGCAGACUUUGUAGAACAUAAUGCUUUGCACAGCCAACGUAAUAAUAGUAUUCAGCACCUAUAUGCAGCCGGUGCACACAUUGUGAUACUACUUAUUAGAGUUGUCACAUUGCAUCCCAUAUUCAACAAGGAAACAUCAUGCGGGUCUGCCACAUCGAUGUUUUAUCUGCGCCAUAAAUUUGUUUUGUGAUCUCGCAGGAAAAAACUGCGAAAAUUGAUCUCUAGAUAACUGUCUUUUGAGGCUUGUUAGGUGAUAGAUACUAAACAAACAAGAACAGAGGUUUCUAUAUAGCUCCACCUAACAAUAAAAAGUCUAACUUCAUUAGUUACAAAAAUACUUUAGCAUCUUUGGAUACAAUAAUACUAAAAGAUAUACUCAAAGAGGAGAAAAUACCAUUGCCCUUUGUUUCUUUUGUAUCUGUACUCGAAAAGUAAAGAUGACAAACUUCUGAAAUAAAUUUAAUUAAAGCAAAUACAGUAGUCUUGAUUCGUAAUUUAACGAUCAAUACUAUAAAAUAUACUCAGUAAAAAUACCACUGCGUUUCUUAAAUCAGAUGACAAAGGUUUUAUUUAUAAAUGUCAGAUCUUUAUUAAUUGUCAGUCUAUUUCUACUGUCCCUUGCUUUCGCAAAGUGUGCUCGUGCGGUGUGGUUUGUUUUCUCCUUAUAUAUUCUAUUAUUUUGAACAAUCUCGUGGUUUGCAUUUUUUAAGCUACUGGUCAAUAAAUGAUAUCAGCUCUGUGUUAUUGCUUGACAUAUCCAACGGUAGAUGUUUACUUAUCAAUGUAAACGAGUACUCUUUUGUGUUGCUAAGUCUCUAGCUGAUAUCAUACCUUUAAGGAAUAAACUGAUGUGUAAUUUGCCUCGUGAAAUCAUGAGUAUCACCUCAGUUUCUCGAUUUUUUGGCUGUCGUUUUUAUUAAAUUUCUAUAUAUUGUGUGUAUUUUUGUUAACAGCUUCACUUGUUUAAUGUUAAGCUCGCUACUUUUGCUUCAGGCUUCUAGAGUCACUCAUUCGCAUAUCACGCCCGAACCUGCAGCAAACUACGAAGAUGUUAUGCCUGUUAAUCAAUUACCAAAUAAAACAAGUGUUUCUUGUUUCAGUAAUCAUAAUAUCGAAGAUAACAUAGACCCUUCAUUGGUUACAAGGAUAGACCAACAAUAUGUUUUGAAUAUUCCAGAAGUUGAACACUCAAAGAUUGAAUUAUUCGGAAGAAGUUCAUCAUCUUUGUCAUCAGACAAUGUCAAUCAACCUACGUCUUUUAAAUCAAUAUUAUCUCAGGAUGAGCAUGAGGGAAAUAGCAAUAUUCACAAACCAAUUUCAUAUGCGGAUUCUGUUCGGAGAGCCGGCCAAGCACACGCAGGUUUUAGUCGUCCAGCAGUUGUAGAUAAUAUAAACUCUAAAAAGAUCGACCGCACAAUGGAUGAAAACUCUCGUGAGUCCGAACAACUUGAUUCGAAUUUCGCGCGUGGAAAUUCCAAAGUUGGACCACGUAGUCGCAUUCCGAAUGAAAAUCGAGGUCGUGGAAGUACGUUUCUUUUUCAUUGGCUAAUAUUCGGAUGCAUACUUUGUUUAUAAUGUAGGAGUUUUUCAAAGGGUGUACAUUUGUUAAAUUUAGUAUCACUAGUGUGAUUUUGUAUUUCAGCGUAUUAGUUGGUUUCAAACAGAUAUAUAAUUGAAUUUGAAUGAUUUUCUACACCUGGCAUUGCUUUUUGAAUAUUCAAAAUUCAUUAAACAUUGUUGUCAAUGUUUUGUUUUAUUAUAUGUACCAUACAUUACAGACAUUUUCAUUUUUUCCCCACAAGGCGGUGGUCCAAGACGUAAUACCGGUCAGCGGGGUGGUGGCGGUAAUUUCGGUGCUCAUCCAGGUCGUGGUGGCGCUCAUCGAGGAAUGACUACUGCAUUUGCUCAACCUACUUACUGAUUGUCGUAUUGAUCAAGCCCGGUAUAUUGCUUAACUUUAUAUAUCUAUAGCUGACGGUUGUAGCCGAUGGCCUUUGUUUGUUGAUAUUGCAUUUCUUUGGUUCAGUGACCAAUCGCAAUGUAUAAUUUGGUACCAUAUUGCUUCGUGCGACGUAGAACAUGCGCGAAUAGCUUUCUCUUAACAACAAUCUUAUGUUUGAGUUUUGGCAUGCCAAGCUAACAGUUAAAGAUUAAUAGUGAUCCAAAGAUUGUAAUACAUUUUUAAAAUGACUACCUUUAUUCUUCCUGCAGUUGGUUUCGUUCAUGAUUAUACACCGACAUGAACAGAGGCGACACUUUACUAAUUAAAGGCAGUGAUAUUCCAACAAAUCUCUUAAACAGGGUGACUGAUUACUAAAAUUAAUGUGUUGACAGAUUUGGACUCGUGCAUAAGCAUUAUAAAUUGUUUGCAAUGUUCUACAUGUUACUGUGUAGCAUAGUUAUUUUUAUUUACUUUAACACAUAGUCAUCAAAUACAUAUGCGCCACACAAAUCUUGUUUGAUAUGUGUGAGGGCUGUGAUACUGCUAGGGUUUCCAAACCAAAGCAGGUGGUUUUCUUAGGGGGCCACACCCGGAGCCUUCGACCUGGAGGUCUGAUCCACAAGGCAGUGAAGCAUCGUGAGAAGAUGCAGUCCCAUAGUAGCCGGUGACCAACAAUUGGUCCAUACGCCAUUUGUUCCUUCAGGAUCCUGGAGCCCAUGUGCACCAUUGGUUUGGAAUCAAGGUUCUCCAACUCCCCUAGGUGGAUCCUCCAUAUCCACCAACCCGGAUAAAGCACCGAACAUUCGCUUUUGUCCUCUCCAUUUCGCCACGAGAAAGCGAUGAGUAGGACUUCCCUGAUAAAGGCUAUAUACGCGUGGCCAUGUGAGAGCAUUUGGAGAGGGAGAGCGGACUCUACCCACUCUCGGCCAUACCAGGGCAUUUGAGGCCAGUUAGUCAUGACACUAAUUGCAUUCGGCAUUCCAUAAUUGUUAUGACAGUUCACUUGCCAAUUUUUUUGGAAGCAGUAGCUGCAUACUGUGUUCCUUAUAUGUAAAACAUUUGAAGAUUUCGAAAAGCUGGCGCAUGUGUCCUUGCUAGACGCUGAGUUAACUUAUACGGCUGUUUGAGUAGAAAGAGCAUCUUUAGAUUUAAAAAUGACCAAGUUGCAAUGUCAGUGAUCCGGUCAGAUUGAUAUUGUCCUCAAAAGUGCUAAUACGAUCUUGUUAAUGCGGCAUACAAGUACGGCGCUAUCAGUCGUAAAUUAUAUCUUAAAAUCUGAAUCUCCAUUUCCUGAUGGUCUCGCUUAGCUCCAAUCAGCCCAUUUGUGAGCGAAUUACACUAAUUUGCUUGUGCACUGAAAAUACUGCACUAUCCUGACUAUAUUCUCCCAUCCAGUUUAUCUAUUGAGUCUCAGAACAAGGCAAAAACGUUUAUUCUAUUACUAAUUAUGGUUGCACAAAAUUACAAGAUUAAAUUAAGAUGAGACUGACUAAAUCUUAGGUUCCUUACAUAACUACAGGAAGCACUGUUCUUUAUCCCUUUCUAUUUGUUUGCCGCUUAGAAAUCUAAUUUCUUCAAUAUCAAAGCAGUAUCACAACCCUCACACAAAACAAGUGACUUGUGUGGCGCUUUGUUAAUCAUAUGUACCAAUAUUAAUAUAGUCAAAUGAAUAAAUUCGUCCCACAUCGUAAACUGUACAGUAGAAUUUUUUACAUGCACAACAAUCGGAACAUCUUAAUGAAACAGUACAAAAUAAAUGGAAUUUACAAAUAGAUUAAAACUGAAGUAUUUUACGUUUGACGAUUUUGCGGGAGAUCACAAAUAUCUUAAUAUAGCCAGAAAUUAACGUUCGGAUUUUUUCCUGUUGACUUUGAUAUAAUCUUGAAGGCUUCGUCAACAGAAAGGUUAGAGUAUCAAAUGUUUUUGUAUGUCCGUGAUGGAUUUCCACCCUACGAGUGACAUUUCCCAUAUUCUAGUUUUAAGUUGUCUUUCGACAUCAAUCAUUUUUUCUAUUACAGUUCAUAAAUUACAGGUUAGUCGACUAUAAGCUCCCUAUUCGGCUUAGUAUUGGAAAUGUCAUGUACCCAUUAAGGUCCAUAGGUUAUAACAAGAACCUAGUAAUCAGUGAGCAGCAUAAACGAGACUAUAGUAUGACCAGUAGUCGGGACACGCUAUUUGACUAACCGUUGAUAAAUAACACAAAAAUCAAAGCAUGAUAGGGUCUAGAACUAGUUCUGAGUAUAUAUCCGUUAUUAUGCACUCAGAAAGUAGAUGAUAAAAGCGAAUACAAAAACAUGGUUACUAUGUACGCCUUUUUAUACGAGUUUCGAGUUCCUCAAGGUUACUGAGAAGUUCGAGAUCAAAUCUGUUCAUUUAGCUCUGGAAAAUUAAACGGUACCUUUGAUGCUACACCAACGCGCUUGACAAAGGGAAUUUAAUUUUACUGAGAUGAUUUGUGAAGCAACUCGCACAUUGUCAGUGUGAUUUUUGUAAAAAGAAAGCAUCCUCUGGAAAACUGCUAAAUAAUGCGAAAAACUAAACAGCUAUUUCAUCGUAGUUGGGACCUCGUCAGCAGUAUGUGCACUACAUGAGUUCGAGCCCAAAAAAGUUUAGAUCGAGUGGGGAGGAUACAUUCAAGCAGGUGAAUAGGAAUCCAGUGAUCCCUCGGUUCCAAGCCUAAACUCGCAACAUAGGGUUUUGACAAUUAAAAGCAUAUCGACAAUCCAUAUUUUAUUUUUCUGUAUGGAUGUAGAUUUCGAAGCCAUCUGACAGAUUUUAUGUUAGUUUAUCGGCAUUUGAAGUUCACUGAUAACUAAUAUAACAAUGGAAAAGUGAAAUCGCAAUUUUCAUUAUGAUUUCUGUCCAACAUUACUUUCGUUUCAAUUCAUUGUGGUAAUUGCUCAUUGCAGUAUUUGUUUUGUUUCCCAGUGUAAUAUUUUAUUGAGUAUACCAGUAAUUUAUUUGAGUAUGAUGUUUGUUAAAGGUAUGAUAUUCUCGUAUUAACUUAGCAUGACAUGCAAUACAUGAUUUAUUAUAACUGGGUAUUUUCCGUAUAUAUGAUUUCAUUCUAAUUAAUAUUCAAAAUCUGUUGGGAUAUUCAGGAAAAUAUCCCAGAAAUUAUUCUAUUAAGUCUAAUGCUAUUCUUGGACUUGGAGAUGGUAUUAUUUACUUAUUGGUCAGUACUUAUUUCACGUGUCCUUUUCCUACUGGUUAAUAUUGUACAAUGUUAUCUUCUAUUUUAUCGUACGAUGUGGUCUGCUUGACUGGUAUAUAAACAAAGUAUGUUUGAAAUAUAAUGAUUCAUAACUCAGAGGCUGUGACUUGCGUUCUGGACUCAACUGGCCGGGCUAGACAGACAAGCGUGACCAAUCGAGACACUAGGUCGUCCGUACGUGUUUUCUGUGUCACUGUGAUCGGUCGAUAAAUACUCUGCUUAUCAAAACCUUGCAGCCCACACGUUACAACAAAAUUAAUAUACAAUCAAUACAUAAAGGAGUGUAUUUUCGAUUAGGGUUGUCGUCGUAUUUUGCGUUUAAUAGGUCUUCACUUGUACCAGUCCUUGUGUUGUUACUUCACGUCGUGUGAAUUGCAGUGGUUCCUCGUUUUACAUGUAAAGUAAUAAGCUAUCCCAACAUAACAAACAAAACAUUUUGAAGAUAUCAGCUUUUUGUGCUCUGUAACAUUUCUUAAGAUUCUGGAAAUAAAUUUAAAUUUAAUGCUAUUGUAUAUCCGAAAGUUGA
Schistosoma haematobium is the source of this 9131-nucleotide messenger RNA. RefSeq names its product Caprin1p. Gene Ontology annotation, cellular component: cytoplasm. The record is from RefSeq and is a predicted model, not a curated record. The coding region runs from base 45 to 1001 and encodes 318 amino acids. The transcript has 2 exons. Gene Ontology annotation, molecular function: RNA binding. Lineage: Eukaryota; Metazoa; Platyhelminthes; Trematoda; Strigeidida; Schistosomatidae.